AUGCCAUACACUUCGUUCCAAGCCGUAACCUGGGCCGGUUACUCAACCGCUUUCGCCGGAUUAGACCCAGUUCACGGGCCGGCUUACGACCUGCGAAAUGCGUGUUGGGAUAACGAAGUGGAUGAAAAUAUUGGAAACGGGCGCUCUCUCCGCGAAUUUCCAAGGUCGCCGUUGUUGUUUGCAGUGAUUUCGUAUGCAAAAAUGAAACCCCAUUUCGAUCACCCGCUGAUUAGACGGAUUUGAAGACUAACGCCGAGCGGAAGACUCUCGACAUUUCGAUUUGUGAUGUCAUUCCAAGUGUGUAGCGCGUUUCUGGGACUACUUUUAUUUCUGCCGAAAAUCCGCUCGCAAGGCUAUGAUUUUGGAGGGUUUUUUCUGCCUCCUCUUACUUUUGCUCCCGUCCCCACAACCACCGCAAUUCCCUGCGCACCAUGGACGCUGACGAACAAUGUGGUGCCGGUUGCAGCGGCGGGCUCGAUUGACAGUCGACCCAAGUUUGUGCAGCCAAGUUUAGCUCCUGUUACGGCAAAGAGUACGACUCUACGGCCGGUUAGUAUCAAAAUGACUACGACAACAAGCCCUCCAUCAAGCGGGAUGGUCAUUCAAUGGGAGCCAUCGGUCAAGGUAGGCGUUGAGGGGUUUUACGACAAAAGAAUCAAUGAUUUUAGCGUCCGUCACCGUCUGUGCCGCAAGAUGUGAUUGCGAACAAGUGUUUCCGAACAAUUUGCAAAGAUUGGGUCGACGAAUGUCAUUGGUUUUGUGAUUGGAUCCAAACAAACGUAAGUUUGCAUUGUCUUGGACUAGAAAAAGGCGACAGUCCUGCAUUCAAUGGGAAGAAUCGAGGGGGAAAUCACAAGUUAGCAUGCUCGAGAAUGGAGGCGACAAUUUUUGGCGUUUAUUGCUUUUAAUGUCAGCGAAAUUUCGAGAGAAGGUAUCCAAAAUGCUCCACCAAAAUUUCAGCGAAAAGUUGCAUCCGUAGGAACGGCAAAAGUCGGUCAAUUUUGCACGUUCAUUGUGCAUAGACCUAAUAUCAAUUCCUAGGCAUAUUGGCUAGCGCUUUAGACCCCAGCAAUUGGAGGAAAGGACAUUCGAGGACAAGAAACAUAAAGAAACUUCUUUUACCGCCCUGCUGGCUAACUAAAUGCCAAAUUCGCUUGUCCAAACCCUCAAGAUCUUGUAUCUUUCCAUUAUCGGUUAGCCAUACUCUUAGUUUGCUCAGCCAGCUACUCAACCCCACACUAAAUAUUUGUUCAAGAGCUAGCUGGGAAAACUGAGAGUAUGACUACCCGUAAAUGGGAAGAUCCAAGGUUUUGAGGGGCUGGGGCCAAUGCGCUAACUGAAAGUUUGCUGAAAGUUAGCUGAAAAUUGUAGGGCGCAGCUCGGAAAACAACGUUCAGCAGCUCGCCGGAGCUAAGUUUCAGCUUUUUUUCGAGCUGCGCCCAAGACGCGAGCUGCGCCCGUGCAAGUUCUCCGAGCUGCGCCCUAUGAUUUUCAGCAACCUUUCAGAUAGCGCAUUGGCCCCUGGACAACGGAAUUUGGCAUUUAGCUAGCAAACAGGGCGACAAAAGAAGUCUCUUUACGUCCCAAUCGUCCCCUUUCUCGAAUGUCCUUUCCUCCAAUCGCCGAGGUCCAAAGCGCGAGCCAAUAUACCUAUGAAUUGAUAUUACGUCCAGGCACAAUAAAUGUGCAAAAUUGCCAGACUUUUACAGCUCCUACGUACGCAACUUUUCGCUAGAAUUUUGCUGGAACCUUUUGGCUACCUUCUCUCGAAAUUUCGCCGACAUUAAAAACAAUAAACACCAAAAACAGACACCUCCAUUCUUGAGGAUCCUUUGAUUUCCCCUUCAAUUCAGCCCAUUCAAUGAUCAAUGCGCCUCUAAACUUUGAUUUCAGGCCCAACAACGUCGUUGUGUUGAGUGUUUAUCUUGGCGUGGGAAGCAUUGUUUCUCCUGCUUUCAAAAGUAA
Bursaphelenchus xylophilus (pine wood nematode) is the source of this 1965-nucleotide messenger RNA. Lineage: Eukaryota; Metazoa; Nematoda; Chromadorea; Rhabditida; Aphelenchoididae. The record is from the annotation of a GenBank genome assembly.